AUGGACUUCAGUGUUGCUUUCCCCGCACUCGUUGCGGGCAGACUCGCCCUCGCCUACUCUCCUCUGUCUGACUGGCUGAAGGACGACCAUCUGCUGUCGUCCCCACUGACCUCGUACUCACGCUGCGCUGUACGCUCCGUUUUGCCUGGGCAAUAUACACUCGUGCUAAUGCUAAAGACCAGAUAUCUCUUGAAUCCAUACAUCUGGCUGCCCACCCUCGCGUUAUCAACGUCUUCAUUUGAAAAUACGCUAUGUGUGUUGUCAUUGCUGUUCGCCUGCCAAGGUCGACCAUCGGCAUCAGUACUGACGCUUGCGUUGUUGACCCAACUAUCAAUGCCCCUUGUCCUCCUUCUCCUCCCUAUACUACUUCUCAUCGUCACCAGUCCUGUCUCGUGUUUGGCCUCGCCAAGACCAUUCCUAGCAGACAUCCGGAAGACUUUACCGCUUCUGGCUGAAUUUAUAGCCUACUCUGUCGUUCUAUCCCUUGCAGCCACGCUCGUAUGCGGCAACCGGCUCUGGGUCACGCAGAGCUGGAUAGCACCUCUAGUGCUACCGGACCUCACACCCAACCCCGGGCUCUGGUGGUACUUCUUUACCGAAAUGUUUGACCAUUUCCGGCCAUUCUUCUUGAUGGUCCAUCUGCUCAUCUAUGUCGUGCCGAUGUGCAUUAAAUUCCAGCAUGAUAUGUUGUACGCGUGCUUCCUUCUGCUCGGAGUAUUCGCCACCUUCAAGGCGUAUCCCACGCUCUCCGAGCCGGGGCUCUUUCUGAGCAUGACGGCGCUCUUCCCAGAAACAUUCGCCUACCUCCAUUGGCCCAUCGUCACAGCACUCCUGCACUUGCACGCGUCGCUCUUGCUUCCGCUGUUCCACAGUCUAUGGCUCGUGCAAGGUACAGGCAACGCAAACUUCUUCUAUGCAUCGACGCUUGUGUUCGGCAUGGCGAACGGUGCUGCGUUAUUGGACGCCAUCUGGGCGGGAUUGCGCAUCGCGCUCGGCGAGUUGAAGGACGGGUGUGAAGUUAUCCAAGAGUAA
This is a messenger RNA of Postia placenta MAD-698-R-SB12, 1032 nucleotides long. RefSeq lists its product as hypothetical. Gene Ontology annotation, biological process: protein localization to cell surface; attachment of GPI anchor to protein. Gene Ontology annotation, cellular component: GPI-anchor transamidase complex; membrane. Bases 1 to 1032 code for a protein of 343 amino acids. The record is from RefSeq and is a predicted model, not a curated record. Lineage: Eukaryota; Fungi; Basidiomycota; Agaricomycetes; Polyporales; Adustoporiaceae. The transcript is spliced from 7 exons.